Molecule: messenger RNA, 1812 nt
Organism: Eimeria necatrix
Lineage: Eukaryota; Apicomplexa; Conoidasida; Eucoccidiorida; Eimeriidae
Exons: 3
Coding region: 1-1812 (603 amino acids)
Source: RefSeq, a predicted model, not a curated record
AUGAGUGAGGUAGCCCCUGCUGCAGCAGCACCUGCAGCAGCAGCAGCAGCUGCUGCAGCAGCAGCAGCAGCAGCUGCAGCAGCAGCAGCAGCACCUGCAGCGGCAGAUGUUGCGCCUCCCCCACCAGGAGAGAUGUUUGCGGGUGUUCCUGCAGCAGACGCAACAGCAGCAGGGGGCACAGCGCCUGCAGCAGCAGCUGCAGCAGCAGCAACAGCAGCAGCAGCAACAGCAGCAGCAGCAACAGCAGCAGCACCAGCAGCAGCAGCAGCAAAGAUCUCCGUGGCCGUGGCGGAAAUGGCUGAGGCCUACGUGGAGCAGCUGGGCCGACUUUUGGCUGUAAUCGGCAGGCGCUGGGGUGUAUGUACAGUGACCCUCAGAGACGCCAAGGCCUUCCUCGAGCGCACUUCGGGCUCCCCCGGCUGGCAGUCAAUGGCGGGAGGAGGCCCUGCAGCAGCAGCAGCAGCAAGCAAGGGCGUGCUUGCUGCAGCGCGGCAGCAGCAGCAGUUGCUGCACGCGCAAAUGCGCGCAGCAGCAGCAGCAGCAGCAGCAGGCGAGUCGCCGCCCCACAGCAGCAGCAGCAGCAGCAGCAUCACCGACAGCCCGCAGACGGACAUUACUGUGAAGGCAGCCCCCGAGACUCCUGUUGCUGCUGCUUCUCCCAAGCGCAGCAGCAGCAGCAGCAGCAGCAGCAGCAGCAGCAGCAGCUCAGCGCCUCAGGCGCCGCCAAAGCCGCGGGUGCGUUUCUCGCAGGACACGUCUGCUGCUGCUGCUGCUGCUGACAUCGCAGCAACAGCAGCAGCAGUAACCGCAGCAGCUACUCCCGCUGCAGCGGCUACACCUGCCGCAGCAGCUGCACCCGCUGCAGCAGCAGCACCCGCUGCAGCAGCAGCACCAGCAGCAGCAGCUGCAACUGCAGCAGCAGCACCAACUGCAGCAGCAACGCCAACUGCUCCAGCAGCACCAACUGCAGCAGCAGCGCCAACUGCUCCAGCAGCACCAACUGCAGCAGCAGCACCAACUGCAGCAGCAGCAGCAGCACCAGCUGCAGCAGCAGCACCAACUGCAGCAGCAGCACCAACAGCAGCAGCAACACGGGCAGCAGCAGGGACAAGUGCCCCGACUGCGCUGCAGCAACAGACUUUUUACCAGACUCCUCAGGAGGCGGAGUUUGCUGCAGCAGCAGCAGCAGCAGCAGCAGCAGCAGCAGCAGCAGGAAUGUCUGCCCCGCAGUCCCCACCGGCUGUGACUCCCCCUAAAGGGCCCCCACCCCCUGCACAGGGGGCCCCCCACGGGGUCUCCCAAGGGGCCCCUCAGGGGGCCCUCCAGGGGGCCCCUCAGGGGCCCUCGGGGGCCCCAAGUACCCAUUGGGGGCCCCCCCCUGCGGCUAUGUCGGCGAGCCCCUGGGGGCCCCCCGAGGCCUCAGGGGCCCUUAAAGCCCCAGCGGCCCAAGGGGCCCCCAAAGCCCCCGGGGCCCCUGGGGUCCUGGGGCCCCCUGGGGCCCCUGGGGUCUUGGGGGCCCCUGGGGCCCCUGGGGCCUCUGGGGCCCCCGUGCCCUUGGGGGCCCCCGGGACCCCAGUGCCCUUGGGGGCCCCCGGGGCCCCUGCGUCCUUGGGGGCCCCUGGGGCCCCUGGGGUCCCUGGGUUUUGGGGGGCCCCUGGGGUAUUGGGGCCCCCGGGGGCCCCCGGGAUUUUGGGGGCCCCUGGGGCGGUGGGGGCCCCCAGUCCAUAUUGGGGGCCCCAGGGGCCCCUGGGGGCAGCAGCAGAGGGGGCCCCGAAUCUUUUAAAAGAAACACCUCACCCGUACCCUAGCUAG